Molecule: messenger RNA, 1289 nt
Organism: Nematolebias whitei (Rio pearlfish)
Lineage: Eukaryota; Metazoa; Chordata; Actinopteri; Cyprinodontiformes; Rivulidae
Gene: skap2
Product: src kinase associated phosphoprotein 2
Exons: 12
Coding region: 106-1146 (346 amino acids)
Cellular component (GO): cytoplasm; plasma membrane
Molecular function (GO): protein binding
Source: RefSeq, a predicted model, not a curated record
UUCAGCAGAGAGACUUCCGUGUGGCUGAAGAGCUGCAGCUGCUUCCGUGUGCGCGACGCUCCUUUCUGCUCGGUCGCUUCGGGCUCCGUCUAACCUCUGGUGACCAUGCGCGCGAUUCCAGAGGAGUUAACUGCGCUCAUUUCAGAUCUGGAGAACUUCCUCUGUGAUGGGUUAAAGGGAGAAACUCUGAGCAAGAAGUCAAAGGACAGGAGGGAGACUCUCAUUAAACGAAUCAAAGAGGUCAAACUAAGUUUCCCGCAAGAUUUUAAGGACAAAAGUGUUGAUGACUCGGAUGACUCGGAGGAAGUUGACAGCAACAAUGAUGGAGCGUCGCUGCAGUCUGAGCGCACAGACAAGGAUGACGACGCAGGUGAAGGUGCUCAGCAGUCCCCACCUGUGGCAGCGCAGGACUUGACGUCCAUCAUUAAAGCAGGAUAUCUUGAGAAACGCAGAAAAGAUUACAGCUUUUUUGGCAUCGAGUGGCAGAAGAGAUGGUGCGCUCUGAGCCAGCAUACCUUCUAUUAUUACGGCAGCGAGAAAGACAAGCAGCAGAAGGGCGAGUUCAAUAUCGAUGGCUACUCCGUCAAAAUCAACAGCAGCUUACGGAAAGACUCGAAAAAGGACUGCUGCUUUGAAAUUUCAGCUCCAGACAAGCGAGUCUAUCAGUUUUGUGCGUCAUCGGUGAAAGAGGCGGAGGAAUGGGUGAAGCAGAUCGACUUUGUGUUGCGAGAUAUGACCGGGAUCAUCCCAGAAGAAGACGAGGAUGAACAGUACAUGUAUGAUGAUGUUGGGAAUGUCAGAGGAAAUGUUGAACCUGCAGGUGAAGAAAAUGAUGAAAUCUACGAAGAGCUCCCAGAAGAUGAAAUUCCUGCUCCAGGAAGGCCUCCUCCGAAGGUCGAGCCACCAAGAAAAUCUACUCCUCCUCCUCCUCCUCCUGCAGUUGACAAGAGCACAGACUACCCCAACUACUAUCAGGGCUUAUGGGACUGUGUAGGAGGCCAACCAGAUGAGCUGUCCUUCAAACGUGGAGAGUCUAUCUACAUUUUGAGCAAGGAGUACAACUCCUUUGGUUGGUGGGUUGGAGAGAAGAAUGGAGCUGUAGGUAUCGUUCCUAAAAACUAUCUGAUCGAGCUCUAUGUUCUGUAAAUACCUCUGAUAUAAUAAACUUUGUGCACAAUGUUUAUUUCAAAACACCAAAUAACAGUGUGUCCCUGGCUCCAAUGUAUUAUCUCUGCCCUUCAUUGUAAAAAAGCUGUGAAAAUAUGCUCAUCUGACUCCGAUGCAUUUAA